Messenger RNA from Halichondria panicea, 1618 nucleotides. Its product is annotated as ankyrin repeat and sterile alpha motif domain-containing protein 1B-like. NCBI's taxonomy places the organism in Eukaryota, Metazoa, Porifera, Demospongiae, Suberitida, Halichondriidae. Gene Ontology annotation, molecular function: protein binding. The record is from RefSeq and is a predicted model, not a curated record. The transcript has 13 exons. The coding region runs from base 9 to 1127 and encodes 372 amino acids. Gene Ontology annotation, cellular component: cytosol.
ACCCAAAGAUGAUUACCAUGGAAAUGGCCAUUGACGUACGAAUUAAGGUCGGAGGUCACCCUGACAAAGAACUAGACCUGUUGGCUGAGACUAAGAGUUCCCCACUAUCUGAGAGGUGGCUUCAUUGUAUUGUUGUCGUUGCUUGUAAGCACUGCCAACUGACUGACCCCUCCUUAAAAAGACCACGCCCAAAUCUGGAGCAAAUCUGUGAAGUUGUUGUGUCGCUGAUUGAGGGGGGAACCCCUGACAGAUUACUACCGGACCACCCCCUCCUGAUUUCCUCACUGGCAGCUGUACUCCGGUGUCAGCCUGGGCUUAUGUCGUCAAGGGUGAGUGCAAUCAUGGCGUCUUUAGAACGUGUUGCAGAGUGUCCAGUGGACCUAGGUACUGUACUGGAGUCGAGAUCACCUGAUCUUCAGAAACAACUAAAUGUGUUCAAUGCUCUUCUUGACUGUAUAUAUUUGACGGCUCUCUCGGUUCCUCCUGAAGAAUCAGCUGCUGAGUGUGAGGAUGUUGAACCAACAGUCCCAAACAUUCGUAAAGCAUGGACAAGACUUCACUCUUCCCUCACUUUACUGUUUAGAUUAUCCCUCGCACGAUCUCCACGACUCAAUCCACUAGACUAUCUCACGAGAAGGGACCAAGCAUCUCAUAGCAGCAGUAAAAGCGACCAGGUGCUCAGGAUGGUGUACGAGAAAGUUACCAUGGUGACGAGGGUGGUUCUGUGCAUGGUGGAUCGAGAGGAGCUGUCUCAAAUUUUGGAAGAACUUUCUGAAAUGGAUUGCAGUGACCCAGUGUCUGUGUGUGUCUUCUGUGCGAGCUGGAAGCUCAUCUUGGACUCUAAACUAAAGCAGUCUAGCAGAGAAGGACUCAGGAAGCACUUCAGCAAGGUUGUGGUACUGUGCCGGUCUGCUGCACACGCUCUCUUAGCCUCGGCACCGCUAGCAACUGGUCUGGUACAGCUGGUGGCUGUUCUAGUCUCUCUCCCCACUCAGGUUGGUCUUGAUAGUCAAUCAGUAAUGGCUGCUCUUCAGAUGUGCUCACUACUUGACGUAAACUCUUUGAAUAUUCAGAGAGUAGAGCUUCUUGGAGCCAUUGCUGAGAUGGUGAUGUCUGUGUGUAGGUAACACUCAAACACAAUCACCCGCUCCCCUGCCCCUGUCAUUACAGCCUUAAUUAAGCUGAUACACAAGGUGGUUGCCUCAGGGCAGGAUCUGAAGGAGCAACAGGUGGCAACCAAGUACACUCUCACCAGUACCAAGGAGCUAGUGCAAUGUGCCAGUUUCGUAUCCAGAUCAAUGGAGCUUAUUUCUCAGCAAGUGGUGUUUUGUAAGUUUGUGAUGUACAUCCUUCAUGAAUACAUUGUGACAGCACACACAAGACCCCUCCACACUCAAGAUGCCAUGCUACCCGGAGUGUUCAGCUUGAUGAAGCUGGCCUCACAAGGAGAUAUUGCCUUCCUCAAGUCUCCAAUGGACUCAGUGACUAGAGAUAGCUGUCAGACUUUGUUAGAUCAGUAUAAACAAUAUUACAAGUUUGGUGGAAAAAUAUAAACAAUAAUAAUUAAAAUUUUGUUAUUUUUAUAAUUGAAAUUGGAGAUAACAAUUUUUUCACGUAU